UUUCAAUGUUUCUCACAAUGCAGUUUAUUCAAUCACUUAUAGCCGUGGCUCUCCUCAUUGUCCCCAGAUCUUCCUUCUCAGAGGCCAGUCCUCUCAGCCUUGUACCUGAAAAGGGCAUCCCAACGAAGGUCAUAGCGGGUGUAACAGUGCCGGAUACACCCAUUGUCCAAGCCGCCCUAGCCUUUGCCCGGGCCCAUGCCGACAACAUGACCUUUAACCACGUGAUGCGCUCAUGGCUCUUCGGCACCAUCAUUAUCAACACAAACACGACUCUCCGAAAGGCCAUUGACCCAGAAACCCACGCCGUCGCCGCCAUUCUGCACGAUCUCGGCUGGGAUAACACCGGCGCGCUCAUCUCAUCAGACAAACGCUUCGAGGUCGAUGGCGCUAUCGCAGCUUGGGACUUUAUCGAAGCAGAGAUGAAGAAUGGCACCGCACAUGGCUGGGAUGAGAACCGCAAACAGCUUGUUUGGGAUGCGAUUGCUCUACAUACCACACCAACCAUUUCUGCGUAUAAACAGCCUGUUGUUGCGGCGACGGGAGCUGGUAUCUUGUCCGACAUCCAGGGCCCGAAUAGCGAUUCAACGCACACCCUGACUUGGGAGGAGUACGAUAGGGUCAAGAGUGAGUUUCCAAGACUCGAUUUCGGACCGGGGGCUAGUAAGAUCAUAUGCGGAUUUGCGAGGUCAAAACCUGCAACUACGUAUGAUACUUGGAUGCAGCUUUUUGGAGAUCGGUAUGUGGAGGGAUACACACAGCAUGCAAAGGGGAAAUUGGCUAUUGAUAUUCUCAAGGCAGCACUUCCAAAUUAA
This is a messenger RNA of Lindgomyces ingoldianus, 812 nucleotides long. RefSeq lists its product as uncharacterized. Bases 6 to 812 code for a protein of 268 amino acids. NCBI's taxonomy places the organism in Eukaryota, Fungi, Ascomycota, Dothideomycetes, Pleosporales, Lindgomycetaceae. The record is from RefSeq and is a predicted model, not a curated record. The transcript is spliced from 2 exons.